CCGCGCUCGACGCCGUUCGAUUUCGACCUUUGAUUACAAUCAUUCGGCGAACGGUCAAGAUGACUGCCGUUUGCUCCUCUCUGUGUCUUCGGAUGAGCGCAGUGCUGUGGCUUGCGACAAGCUUCACGCUGCAUUGUGUCUCUUCUGCACCUCCAUCGAGCACGCGCGAUGGAAGCCAUGACAUAGCGGUCGAGUCAAAGAGCGGUAGGCCUCGGGCGCAAGCGACCCGGCAUAGCAAUGCGAUCAACUUCCACGAGAGCCAGGUGGAGGAACUCCUCGCCGCAGGGAAGGAACUCCCUGACUCCGUCGCCGAGCUGUACUGGCGAGACCUCGAGCCAUCGCCAAGAGGUGCGACCAACUUGCAAGGGCGACGGCGCACUAAGUUGAUGAAACCAGCGCAGCAAAGCACUGGUGCGAUCAACUCCCGCGAGACUGCGCUUCAGCGGAUCGUCCGCGAGCGUCACAGCGGUCUUUCUGCGCCUCCGUCGGGCAACCGCCAUGGAAGACAUGACAUCUCGUCGGAAGUUUCUAGGAGUGGUACGCAUCGGGCGCAUCGGGCGCAAGGCGGCGGCCGGGACAGGAAUUUGCGCGGGAUCAACGAGAGUGAGGUAGAGGAUAUCCUCAAGCUGGCUGAGUACAAGCAUGUGCCCAAGUCGGCCGCGAAGUUGCUCUUGCGAGUCCUCGAGACGUGGGGCAGAGACUCCGUCGAGAUGCACGGACGGCGGUCUGACUAUCGGUCGGCGCAGCGAAGCACUGCGGCGCUGAACUUCGCUGACAAGGCGAUUCAGGAGACCGGCACCCAAGGUGGAGAGCCGCACGCUCGCGUCCUUGAGAUGAUUGGUGUUUCCAACGUUCCGUUCCAGUUCGUAGACAGCAACGUGCUGACGUUUCGAGGGAAUCUACUUCCCUCUUCCUCCCAGAGUAUCUACCCGGAGGGAGGCAUCCAUUUCGUGCAACCGUCUAGUGUGGACGAAUCGAUUUUCUUCCUUUCGGAAAAGGGAGUCUGGAGGUUGCCGACCACCUCAACCUCGUACGGUGCUGGUUCGGUCAGUCGUGUUGCUGGCCCCUUCCACGAUGCGCGAGCUUUCACGAUCGUGGACAUGAGCAAGUACGGUCGCCAAGGGAGGUUCCUUCUAGUGGCCGAAGCCGAUGACAUGAGCAAGUACAGCCUGCAAACUGUCAGUUUAGACUCGUAUGAACCGCCUUUCGGUAUCCGUUACAUGACUGAAAUUCUUAGCCUUGCUGCGGAUCCGUCACGGCCUUACGUUUACUUUUCAACGGAGUAUGGGAUCUCCAAGAUGUAUCUCCCCUCUUCCGGAACUGGCUCAGUAGUCCCUCUCAUUGCUGAUGCGUCGGCGAUCGGAUCGGUGCAAGCCAGCGUCCCCGGAUCGGUUCAAUCUAGCAUCUACGGUGAUGCGGGUUUCAAUGAGUUUCGCGUGAGCCAGCAUGCCUUCUCCGCUGACGGCCAGUUCAUGUACGUUGCGGGCACUUUCGAAGACGCUGUAUACCGCGUUUGGAUUGCAAGCGGAGAGGUGGAGAAUAUCGGGAGUGGUUAUGUUGAUGUGGACGUGAACGGCCCCUAUGGAUUAGCGUUAACGUCGGACGGUUGUAACCUGUUCGUGUCAGAGUAUGUGACAGGGAGGAUCACGCUAAUCACCUUCGAACGCAGCGGUGGCCUCGUGAGGAGCAUCCGAACACUCGCAGGUAGGAGCAGCGGUCGCUAUACGGAAUCGUCCAUUGAUCUUUUCGGUUUGGCGAUCUCCCCAGAUGACUCGUAUCUAUACGUCGGAGCGUACGAGGCGAUCUACAAGUUCGAAAUAGACACUUGGGACUUGCCCUCCUGCUCUCCUAUCUCAUCUUCUUCGCCUCCAUCCGUUCCUCCUACGAUCAGACCCAUCAUUUCUACUAGCUCUCCCCCGCCCGUAAUCUCUGUGCCGCAACCUAGCGGUAACACCUUUCCUGGUUCAACCGCCACUCCUACCCGUAGUUCUACUACGCCGCUCCCUCCCGACCCUCCUUCCCCUAUUUCUUUUAGCUAUCCACCGCCCUCCACGUCUACGCCGCCGCCACCCUCCACCUCUACGCCGCUACCGCAGUUUAUCUCAAAUUCGUCCUCUGCUAAGAAGCAAACCGAUCUCACACCCGUUGUCAUCGCUCUCGGCGUCGUUUUGCCCGUCGUAGGAGCCGCGCUCGGUGUAUUACUGGUCUGGUGUCUAUGCGGCAUACAGCGGCGGCGGCGGCGAGAGGCAGAGUCACGAGCAAUCGAUAGGCCCGUGCCGUCCAUCGAUACCAUAGAUGCCCGGGCUCAAUCGCAACAGAUUGAGCCAGUGGCUUUCAUAAACAAUCCGACGGGUGCGGGGAACUGGUGGCAAGGACCAGCCGGAGGAGGGACGUUGGCAAAUAAUCGUCUUGACGCUGUUGUUGUUGCGUAGUGUUCGCUGUCCUCAAUCAGGCUCCCAUCGCGGAUCAUCGUGAUGGAGACGGUUUGUUCAACGCCCAGUACUGCUCAGUAGGUGAUGGGGAGAAGGGGGGGCAGGAGUGAUGUCAUCCAUCAAUGAAGCGGAUGUUAAGGC
Chara braunii is the source of this 2573-nucleotide messenger RNA. NCBI's taxonomy places the organism in Eukaryota, Viridiplantae, Streptophyta, Charophyceae, Charales, Characeae. The record is from the annotation of a GenBank genome assembly.